Messenger RNA from Scylla paramamosain (green mud crab), 4531 nucleotides. RefSeq lists its product as uncharacterized. Lineage: Eukaryota; Metazoa; Arthropoda; Malacostraca; Decapoda; Portunidae. Bases 127 to 1365 code for a protein of 412 amino acids. The transcript is spliced from 2 exons. The record is from RefSeq and is a predicted model, not a curated record.
CUGCCGGCAGUUCUUUGCUGAUCGCCGCGUCGGGCAGACACGGUCAUUCUGGGUCAUACGGACUUCCAAGUUUUUGCUGUUUUCUUUCAGAUAAGGCCACGAUACUUGUUACGCAGUGCGGCAGCCAUGUCGGAGUCUGGUGAAGCGUCCUCUGCCUCUCGAUCCCCUUCCCCUCCUGCCCCACGUGCCUUCUGUGGGCCUUCUCCUCUCCCUGGGUCCACUGUUCGCCCUCAAGAUGACGACGACAGGCACAGGGAUCAUUCAUCUCGUCGCUUGAGUGGGAGGCAUGGUUGCGUGAGAUUACGUAACAGUGCUGACGCACGUGGUUCCCGCGGCACUUCUCCUGCUCCUCUCCCUUGGUCAGUUGUGUUGGACGCCUUGACUGAUUUGCGGGGUGAAGUGGAGGCCUUGAAGGCAGACAGACAGCAACUACCACCCCCUACUGGGUCGGCGCAGGUGACUGUGGAGGACAGUACUCUGGGGGGCAGGGGUUUGUCGCCUCCUUGUUCUGCCACUUUUUCUGGUUUCUCGGCCAGGAUGAGUGAGGAUGAGGCAGUGUCGAUGCCUGCCGCCCCUGCUGACAGCACCUUAAUUCAGGGCACUAAGGCCUUUGGUCCUUCUGACACGGUGGUUGCUGACAUUGACAAUAGAGUGGCAGAGAUGGUAAACUUUCUCUUUGAUAAUGGUAUGAGAGAGGAGGACUACAAGGCCAUGUGUGAGGACGAUGUUGUCAAGAGGCCUAAUAACUGCCAUGCUCUUGCGCCAGUGGAAUGCAACCCACAGGUGUUGGAGGCCCUGAAGCUGGAUGCCAGGAAGACAGACUUCCGCUUGAUGGAGGUAAAUAAGGACAUCCUGCGGGCUUCAACCAUUAUCACCAAAUCCUUAGUGGCGCUGGAUGAUUUGGCUGAACAGGAAGGUAACCCCAAGUUGGCACAUGAGGUGAGCAUGCUAAAUGGUGCCUUGGCAUUGCUAGGCAAUGCCAAUCACAGGAACAAUUUGGCCAGGUGUUUUGUCAUGAAACGCGAGUUAAACUAUAAAUAUGCUCAUCUUUGUUCAGAUAAGGUGCCAAUUACUCGUUUUCUGUUCGGUGACGAUGUGUCCCAGUCUGCCAGACAAAUUGAGGAAGCGGAGAAACUGCGGAGUAAGUUCUCGCAGAAAAAGCCUGCCUUUACUAGCAAGUUCACAGGUAAACGCCCUGGUGGAUAUUGGAACAAGCCUGCUAGUAGGGGUUAUUACGCCAGGUUCCAACCCUACGGGCAACAGAGGUAUGGCUCCAGGGCUGCCCCACGACUGCCUUCCACUCGUCAGGAUGUGGAGCCAAAAAACUCCAAGGGCCGGGGCGGCUGCAGCAGGCAGCCCCAGUAAACUUACAGGCAAGUGCAUGUUUUGAAGCUGGCAGAUUACACUCUUUCCUGCAUGAGUGGCGUAAAAUUACCAGUGACCCUGUCAUUUUGGAUAUUGUUCAGCAUUGCCACCUUGAUAUUGAUGUCGAUAGUGUUCAUCCUUUAUUUUUUAAUGAUUUGGAAUACAGGUUCAACACUGUGCAACAGGGGAUAAUUUCUGGAGAGAUCAACAAACUUUUACAGCUUAAAGUCAUUAAAGUCACACACAAACAAACUCAGCAGGUUAUCUCUCCUAUUUUUUUGCGAGAAAAGAAAAACGGGGAAUUUCGCCUGGUACUUAACUUGGAGAGGUUAAACAAAUACAUACCAUAUAAACAUUUUAAAAUGGAAAAUUUUGAACAGGCCAUCAGGCUCAUCAACCAGGGUGAUUUUUUGGCUUCUGUCGAUCUCAGGCAUGCUUAUUAUUCUGUUAGGGUUGCAGAUGAGCAACAACGAUUUUUAUGUUUUACAUGGCAAGGUGUUAUCUAUCAAUUCACCUGCCUCCCUAAUGGCAUUUCUGAGGGACCUCGACUUUUCACCAAACUGAUGAAGCCAGUAUUUGCUACUUUAAGGCAGGAAGGAUACACUAUCACCAGCUUUAUAGAUGACACAUUAAUUUGCAGUAACUCUUACUCAGGAUGUCUUCAGGCGAUUCAGGCCACCAUUUCUCUGUUGCAGAGGUUAGGCUUUUGUAUCAAUAUGGAGAAGUCUGUUCUCACCCCCACACAAUGUAUUGAAUACCUAGGCAAUGUUAUUAACACCAAGUUCAUGACUGCCUCUUUACCUGAGCGUAGACUAAUCAAAAUUCGCCAAGGAUGUGCGGAACUUUUGUGUAAAGAUGUUGCCCCCAUUCGAGCAGUGGCCAGGGUGAUCGGCCUCAUGGUGGCUGCGAUCCCAGCAGUGGAGUUAGGUAAACUUCACUACAGGAAGUUGGAGGGGGGAAAAAUUGCCGCUUUGAAACAGGAGUAUGGUAAUUUUGACAGGCCUUUGAAUAUUACUGCAGACAUGAAACUAGACCUUUCCUGGUGGUUAGACAAUGUGGACAGACACCACAGACACAUUUUUAGGCCAGGGACUGACAUCGAUUUAUUUACUGAUGCCUCCAGCCUUGGUUGGGGGGGUCAUUUGGGGUGUCAGAUUACAAGUGGUACUUGGUCCCUUUUUUUUUUUUUUUUUUUUUUUUAUGUAGGAAGGAUACUGGCCAAGGGCAACAAAAAUCUAAUAAAAAAAAUGCCCACUGAAAUGAAAAGGAGCUUCACAUUAACAUCCUGGAGAUGAAAGCCAUUCUAUUCUCUUUGCAAGCAUUUGAACAUGAGCUGGAAGGUAGACAUGUUAGAGUUUUUUGUGAUAAUACCACUGCCAUAAACUAUGUCAAUGAAAUGGGAGGCACAAAGUCCAAGUCCUGUAAUGAUGUUGCUACCCAGAUUUGGGAUUGGUGUCUGGAACAUGACUCAUGGGUUACAUGCUCGCACAUACCGGGGAAGGACAACACCUUGGCUGAUGUAGCCUCUCGCAAGAUUAAUGACAGACAUGAGUGGAAACUCGACUCACACAUUUUUACUACCUUGUGUAAUGUUUUUGGGACACCGUCCAUUGAUUUAUUUGCCUCAAGGCUUAACAAACAGGUUAAUACAUUCUGUUCGUGGUUGCCAGAUCCGGAGGCUAAAUAUUUUGAUGCUUUUUCCUUGGACUGGUCAAACUUUGAUUUGUCUUACAUUUUCCCCCCAUUCUCAUUAAUUGCUAGGUGCCUUCAGAAGUUACGUGCGGAGCAAGCACGAGGCUGGAUGGUGGUUCCUCUGUGGCCGUCCCAGUGUUGGAUGGGCAUGCUGCUCCAGUUGCUAAUAGACUUCCCACGUUUGAUAACGAACAGGAGGAAUGUUCUAACACACCCGUCCACAACAGAUCCACAUCCCAUCAUGUCCCACACGAGGCUCAUGGCAUGCCUUCUGUCAGGGAAAACUUGCAGAAACGAGGAGUUUCGCCGGCUGCUGCGGACAUCAUACUGGCCUCCUGGAAACCAGGUACUGAGAGGCAAUACCGCCCACAUGUCCAGAGGUGGUCGUUGUUUUGUGGUAGACGGAAUGUCGAUCCCACUUCUCCAACUGUAGGUCACAUUGUAAAUUUUUUGACGGAAACCUUUGACAGGGGUGUGGGUUAUGAGUGUGUGAACACUGCGAGGGGUGCCCUGUCUUCUCUCGGCAUUGUGGUGGACGGAUGCAGGGCAGGAAAUCACCCUUUGGUCAUCCGAUUCAUGAGAGGGGUUUUCAAUCUUAGAACUCCUCAGCCCAGGUACACUGACACUUGGGACGUCCAACCUGUCUUAGAGCAACUAAGGUCCAUGUUCCCCUUACAUGCAUUAACCCUUAAAGAAUUAACGCUAAAAUUGGUUAUGAUGAUGGCCUUAACUCAAGCUGCCAGAAUUCAAACUUUACAACUACUGUUACUCAGAGACAUGCUCAUUAAUGAACACUCCAUUUCAGUACAGUUGGGGGGCACUCUUAAACAAUCCAGACCAAAUUUUAACAUCAACAGGGUCACAUUCCAUCGUUACCCUAAGGAUCCACGAUUAUGUGUCUGUAGCACUCUCCUGAGGUACAUUGAUGUGACUAAAGAGCUUAGACAGGAUGAGAUGCACACUGAUGCCAGGCUCCUCAUUAGCUUCAUAAAACCCCACAAAUCAGUUUCCAAAGACACUAUUGCCCGUUGGGUCAGGACCAUUCUCCGCAUGUCAGGCAUAGACAUCUCAAAGUUUUCCGCUGGUAGUGUGCGGCCAGCAGCAGCUUCAAAAGCUGGAGUGGCGGCUGUCCCUGUCGCAUGCAUUAUGGCUAAGGCGGGCUGGUCUAGGGAAUCUACCUUUGCAAAAUAUUAUAAUAAGAACAUUGUGGCUGCUUCUGACCUCUUUCAGGAUGCAGUGCUAGAAUAAGACAUAAUUUGGGUUUGUUGCUGCACUCCAGUGUUGCAGUACACGGAUGUUUUAAGUAUUUAGUAUCUAGUACCUUAGCUUUAUCUUAUGAUGUGAACUGUUACCAUUUUUCAACAUUGUUUGUAGAUUGGAUUAAGUUGGAUGCAAUGUACCUUAUUUUAUACACCAAUUGUAUGAUUGUCUCAUGUACAAGAUCCUUCCAUGGAAUAAUAGUUAUAGUACUGUU